UCCAGACAAACUCAAUUCUCACACCAUCAUCCAAUCCAAGGCAGGAUGACAGGUGUACAAUCCUGCGUGAAAGUGGACAUCCAUAUACAUAUACUCUUGUCCUUUCUGCUCUUGUGUUACGGAGGAAUUGCCAACUUUCAUUGCUCGAGAGUUCAUAAUGAGAGCAUCCAAGAUCUUCACUCGCUGCUCCAUUUCAAGCAGGGUGUCACGAGCGAUCCAAAUGGAGCCUUGAGCAACUGGUACACGAGCUCCCACUUCUGCCAGUGGAAUGGUGUCAUAUGCACCUCGAGGUCACCAUUAGGCGUCAUAGAACUCUACCUCUCCAAUCAAAAUCUGUCAGGCCAAAUCAGUUCUUCCCUUGACAACCUUACUUUCCUUGAGGAUCUUGACCUCUCUAAAAAUAAUUUUAUUGGUCCCUUUCCUCUCCGUGGCUGCCUACAACAUCUUCAGUUCCUUUACUUGUACGAGAACAAUAUGUCCGGAACCAUUCCAGAUGCACUUACUAAUUACUCCAGCUUGAGCAUUUUAUAUUUAACUUCAAACUCGCUAGUGGGUUCAAUCACUCCAAAAUUAGGCCUACUAUCAAAUCUAGAAUGCCUCCGUUUGGAUUCAAAUCAACUUGAGCUAAGAAUUCCUAAUGAGCUCGGCAAAUUGGUGAAUUUAGAAGUCUUUGACCUAAGCCACAAUAGGUUUUCAGGUGAAAUUCCACAAACCAUAUUUAGUGUAUCUUAUCUUUUAGCACUUUGGUUGGGUGGAAACAUCUUAUCAGGACAAACUCCACGGGGAAUAGGGAAUCUUACCUUAACUGAUUUGAAUUUAAGUGAAAACAACUUUAGGGGUGCGAUUGAAGGAUUGUUCGACAACCUAACUCAGUUGGAAUACCUCCGCUUACACGGAAGUGAACUAGAGGGUCCCAUACCAGCCAGCUUGGGAAACCUUCUGAACACGAGACAGCUGUACCUUGACAAUAACAAUUUUCAAGGUUCUAUGCCGUAGAACAUUGAAAUCCUUCAACAUUGCAACUUUAGACAAAAAUAUUGACUUCCUUUUGUAUUUGAUUAUGCCACCAGGUGCUCGACUAGUUGGUCAAGCCAAUGAAGGGCGUCCCCUGUGACUAGGGUUCAAAGGCCAGGAAUGGCGAACAC
Molecule: messenger RNA, 1145 nt
Organism: Panicum virgatum (switchgrass)
Lineage: Eukaryota; Viridiplantae; Streptophyta; Magnoliopsida; Poales; Poaceae
Product: receptor-like protein 33
Exons: 2
Coding region: 46-996 (316 amino acids)
Molecular function (GO): protein binding
Source: RefSeq, a predicted model, not a curated record